AUGAGGCCGAAAGCUACAAUCGUGUUGGUGGUUUGUGUGCUUGGAUGUGUGGCGCUCUGCACCGGUGAAUUUGGAAAUGAUACGACCACGUCGACUACACCAACGCCCAACAUAAUGGAAACAAUAAGGGCGUACAUGGACAUGGCGAUGCAGUCUCCGGAACUGACGGGUUUAUCUAGGAAGAUAUUGGGGGCGGACAUUUCUACCAGCUGCACCAUAGGUCUUCUGAAAUUUAUGCGUGGGAUCAGAGCUCUGGAGCCCUGGGCAGUCAGAUUAAUCGACGCCAGUGGCAAGUAUCCUACCGGGCUGUUCCAGGGAACGUGGGCGGAUAUUGGCGCCUACGACGAGUGCCUCGAAACCAUCGUGAAAGAUGAAUUCGGCAACGAAAAAAUCAGAGGCCAGUACUGCAACGUCUACAUAAGGAUGAUCAACGAUACCUCCUUCAUUGAUGCCAUGCUGCCGGCUUUUCUCAUGUCCCACGAACGGACUCCCGUGAUCCUGGAUAUUCAGAAGGACGAAAGGGUUCCGGGAAUUCGGCUGGGAAUCUGCGGCAUUUCGGAUUGCGACAGAAACGAUAUGCAAGCUCUGGUAAACUCGUUGAUCACAGGUCCCACUAAAAUAACCGUGAAGAACUGCGUCACAAGCUUACCUGUUCCGUGGACGAAUGCGCAGCUGGGUAUAGUGAUUUCCCUUGGAGUGAUAAUUCUGAUAUCAGUCAUGAGCUCUAUCGUUGACGUCCGGCUUACACGAAGUGAAAAACUGCAAACCAAGCCAGCACGAAGAAGCAGACUGAUGAAGUACAUCACAGCGUUCUCAAUUCCUGCAAACACUCGCGUACUUCUUGCGGUCAGCAAAGACAAGACGGCCGAAUCUUACAACUACCGUUUUCUCCACGGGCUGCGCUUCUUCAGCCUUUUGUGGAUCGUUCUUGGUCACACAUCCAUCGCCUUUGACCCCAUCGUGUCGCGGUUUGUCAACGUCCUUGAAAUGGCGGGUAACUGGUCUUUCUGCGUGUUUUCGGCAGCGUUUCUGAGCGUUGAUACAUUUUUCUUCUUGAGUGGGUUCCUGCUAUCCUACAAUGUCGUCAAACAAAAUGCCAACAGGUUUCUGAUUGCUGUGGUAGCUAUCACACGCCGAGAAAUCAGGGUCACGGUGCCAGUUGCGUUUUGCAUAGCAUGCUUCUACCUCACACCUCUCGUAACAUCGGGUCCGAAUGCCAAGGUUCUGUUCGAUAAGUUCUACAAUGAAGUGGAAACGCACUGGUGGCAGCUUUUACUCCAGGUCCGAAACUUCGCGAAGGCAUCCGACCUGGAAUGCUUUCCUCACCUGUGGUACCUCUCAACAGACUUCCAAUUAUUCCUAGUUGGCCUCUGCAUUCUCCUGAUAUUUAGAAAGUGA
Molecule: messenger RNA, 1398 nt
Organism: Ixodes scapularis (black-legged tick)
Lineage: Eukaryota; Metazoa; Arthropoda; Arachnida; Ixodida; Ixodidae
Product: nose resistant to fluoxetine protein 6
Exons: 10
Coding region: 1-1398 (465 amino acids)
Molecular function (GO): acyltransferase activity, transferring groups other than amino-acyl groups
Source: RefSeq, a predicted model, not a curated record